Eriocheir sinensis (Chinese mitten crab) is the source of this 5461-nucleotide messenger RNA. It is a transcript of the gene nSMase, whose product is annotated as putative neutral sphingomyelinase. The record is from RefSeq and is a predicted model, not a curated record. Lineage: Eukaryota; Metazoa; Arthropoda; Malacostraca; Decapoda; Varunidae. The coding region runs from base 156 to 1544 and encodes 462 amino acids. The transcript is spliced from 9 exons. Gene Ontology annotation, molecular function: sphingomyelin phosphodiesterase activity. Gene Ontology annotation, cellular component: cytoplasm.
UCACUGCGAGACUCUGAGGGAGGAGAGGCGGGCAGGAAGACGGUCUCCUCCUCCUUUUCCUCCAUAUCUCCCGCGCCUCUUCUUCCACCUCCUCCUCCUCCUCCACACAGGCUGCCCAUAAGUAACCACAGUGUCCGUGAGGGCCGUCGAGGCAGAUGACCGUCUCCGAGCGUGCCCAGAAGGACUCCAGCAUGGCCGUGGAGAUCAAGGUCCUCACACUCAAUGUCUGGGGCAUCCCGGGCAUCUCCAAGGACCGUGAGGCGCGCAUCGAGGCCAUCAUCCAGCAGCUGGUGACGGGGAACGAGGAGUAUGACUUUGUGUUCCUGCAGGAGGUGUGGUCCAAGGCCGACUACCACAUCAUAGCAUCCAAGGUGAACAAGCUGCUGCCCUUCUCCCACACCUUCUACAGCGGGUGCAUGGGGUCCGGCCUGUGCGUGCUCUCUCGCUCCCCCAUCACAGAGGUCCACUUCCACCGCUUCGCCCUCAACGGCUACCCCCACAAGAUGCUGCAUGGGGACUGGUGGGGUGGCAAGGGGGUGGCCCUGUGCCGCACCACCCGCCAUGGAGUGCCGAUCCUGCUGGCGAACACCCACUUCAUAAGCUCCCCGCUCCCAAGCAAGGGUGUGUGCACCCGCCUGUGUGGCUCAGGCCCAGGGAAGGAGGUGGAGGAGGAGAGGAUUCCCAUAGUGAAUAAAUUCCACGCUGAGUACGACCCGCGGAAUGACGAGUACGUGCACCACAGACUCACGCAGGCCUUCGAGACGUCCGAGCUGAUCCGCUUUGCCAAGAAGUCCGAGGAGGUGCUCAUCUUCGCCGGCGACUUCAACUGCACACCCACCGACUUCGCCUACAGGAUGGUGAAGUUCUAUGCAGGCUUGGUGGACACAUACACCGACAGUCCUUCUAAGACCCCCGGCUCAUGUGGGGAGACCAACCUGACGCCGGCCAACAGCUACACCAACGUCAAGACUCUGCUCACCAACCCCUCCGGCAACAGGAUCGACUACAUCUUCUACCAGGCCUCCGCCACACACAAGGUGAAGACCAAGUUGUGUGACCAGCCAUGGCCGCAGCGAGUGCCACAGCGGGACUUCAGCUUCUCCGACCACGAGGCUGUGCGUGCCGUCCUCACCCUCACCCCUGUGAAAGACGAGGACGUGAGUGAAAGUAUCACUGAGCUUCAGGCGCAAACCGACGCACUGCUGGAGGGGUCAGCAGUGUGCGAGCAGGGCAUGAAGAAGGUGGCAUGCAACAGGCGGAUCUACCUCACCCUGGCCGGCCUGGUGCUGGCACUGGAGCUUGUCUACCUGGCCGUGCUCUCCCUGGACCUCUCCGUGGGGGCGCUGGUGGGCCUGUCCUUGCUCUCCAUGGCUGGCAUGCUGCUGCUGGCCUUCCUCCUCCACAUGGGCACGGUGUUCAGCCACCUGGAGUACAGCGGCGUCCAGGCCACUCGACUAGCCAUCAGGUGCCACCUCGAGAAGCUAACGGAGAGGAACGCGCAAGUGGAGCAGGAGAGGAAACGCACGUCAUCUUUCAUCAAGUAGCUGCAGGGGGCCUCUUGGCUGUCACCCCAUGCAGCGCCGAGGACUGCCGGUGACCUGCAGAGACAGCACAACUGUUAAUGCGAGUGUGACAGAGUAAUAGGAGGCUAACCGUUUGCUUCACCUUUACUUGUAUGGACAACACGUGAUAGUGAGAGAGUAAUGAUCUGGGAGAGUGGAGUGAGUGCAUGAUGACUGUUUGGAUGCUGGAAGGUAACUUGUAGGUUUUAAGAAUCAGCUAUUAUUGCCAGUAACCCCUCUAGUGACAGGGAGAGGGUUACUGAUAUGGGCAUGACACAACAGGAGCAACUAAGGCCAAAACACACAUCUUCAGGGACAAGGAAAGCCAAAAAGACAGACCGAGUGAACAUGUCAGCAGAAAACGAUGUACUGGAGGGGGUAACUGAAGGACACAGGAACCAUGAAGUUACAGUGAGGAGCCAAGAAAACACAACGCAGCCACAGAAUCACCUGCCGCUGCCAUUGUGUUUCCGUGCACCGAGCAUUGCCACGCUCACCAGUAGUGCCGUUGGGGCCACUUAGUCUCCCCGCGGCGUGUAACCCACGACAAUAAUUCACUCGUGAUAAUAAAAGUUGCUUCGAUUCCUAUUCCUAAUACACUUCGUUGAUUCCUACGCCUUCCCGUGCUCUUCCCCCUUAAUGGAUAAACUUCCCUGCUGCAUCUGUGUCAAUUUUGCCUUUAUCAUCUACAUCUCAUUCUAUUCCUAUCACUUUUCAUGUCCUCCAUACCUCAUUCAUGCCUUUCCCUGCCACAUCUUCCUUCUGUGUCAUUCAUUUUAUCAUCAUCUCCACUUAUUCCUACCCCUUCAUAUCUCAUGGACAUACGUUUCGCUAUCUAUUAAUUCGCCAUGUCAAUCAUCUUCACUUUUCCAUUUCCUUCAAUAUUCCUUCCCUUCCUCCUAUGUGGAUAAACUUCCCUGCUGUGUCUGUUUUUUUUCUUUCCUCCUCUCCUGUUCUCAUCCCUUUCACACUUCAUUCAUACAUUACCCUGCCACAUCCUGCUAUCCAUGCUCAUUCAUUUUAUCUUCGUCAUCUCCACCUCUUCCCAUUCCUACCCCCCCUUACUCAUACACACAUUUUUCCUUCAUUUCAUCUUAAUCAUCUCCACCUUUACUUGUCUUUCAUCUAGCGAAUAUAUGUGCGGUAUAAUUUGCACCUAGCGUAUUCUUUGAUGUGUUGUACGUGUCUUAAUCAUCUCUACCUCUUCCCGUCUUUCAUCCUGCCUGUGUGUGUGUAUGUUAGAAUCCCAGUCUCGGUAAUUUCUCCUCGAUGUGUGUGUGUAUGUGUGUGAGAUUGUAUGUGGCUCUCCUGCUUGCCCCCUCCCCCCAUCCUUUUCUUCAGCAUAGGGUGUGUUCAUCAAAUUACAUGCAUCAGCUUAAUUAGUACUCAUAAUGUAAGGAAACAAUCUACUCUGAAAAAUUGAGUUGAGGUAUGAAAAAUUAAUGUUCGAAAAAAGGACUUUAUCAACUCGAAUUCAACUAAUUCUUAUAUCUUAGUUACUGUUUUUCUUUAGUUUUUGGAUGUACUGUUUGAACUCCGCAUAGAAAUUCAACAUUAGGGUUAUAUAUAUCUGCAAUCUCCCUUUUUUCUUGUUCUUUUUGGAUGUUCUAAUUAAACCGAGCGCUACGAUUUCGUCAAUAUCCCUUACUCAUCGUUGCCAGAUUGUUGUACUUAGCCUCUUAUAUUUGUCGAUUUCCAACCCCCAAACAUAUAUAGAGUUAUCAUUUAAAUGGUUACUUAUUGGUGUUUCUUGGCAAUAGUUAUGGGUCAGAAACCGGUAAAAACGAUGCUCUGAGUAAGAUAAUCUGCCCUUACUCUUCAAUAUUAGUUCUUAUAUCUCACUUCAAUUUUCAUUUUUCAGUUUUCACCUUAAUUAUUUGUGAGUACUAAUUGAGCAGAUGCAUACAGUUUGGUCCACCUCCCUCACUAUCACCAACACUAGGUAGUCAUUUUGUACCUCGGCUUGAGCAGCUUGUGUCAAACUCACCCCUGUGGACUGUGAUCUACAACUCUAGUUCAACAUAUUGUACAUACUUGCCUCUAUUUUUGUAGCACUCUAGCCUUUAAGAUUCAGCUCUGGCAACUAAGUAUCUACUGUGUCGUGGGGUGUCUUCGCCACUUUGUACUCGCCAUUCCAAACAGCAUUCGUAUCUGGAAAAAAAAAAAAUGGUUAAAGUUUUUGCAAAGAUAAUUUUAUGAUUUCAAAAUAAUGAAUAUAUCAAUAUCUAACUUAAGACUAUUUCAAUGAUUUUUGGCUCAAUUUUCUAGAAGCUUAACAUGAAUACUAAAUGGACUGACUGUAUGAAUUGGCAAAAAUACCCUACUCAAAUUUCUAUGGAAGGAAUGUUAUGUACUUGUUUGAGAGAAAGACAUUAUGAUUGACUUCUACCGGCUGACUCUACGAUGCAACGACUGACUGUGACGGUCGUGAAACUGUGGUCUUUCCGCAUUUGCAGUGUUCGUUUUAAUGUCUCGUGCAGCAAAACCUCAUUCCAUGCACCAAGAUAGUAAUAUUCCUUUUAACUACAUUAUCAUAAUGCUUGUCAUGUGACCAAAGUCUUCCCUGCUUGCCACUGGUACUCAGACUCCCUGCUGAUGACUGUCUUGUUAUGGCUGUCAGGACACCAAAGAUUAUAAAAACUACCUUCAGGUGAAGGAAAAUUUGUAAGGUACUUGGAGGUAAUUUUUCAAGUGGUCAGAUUGGUUUUAGUGUAUUAAUAUGAAAAUCUUCUGACUGGGUAAAAGCCUGUUUUCUUUUCAUAAGGAAUACUUUUACAUUAAUUAAACAAAUGAGUUGAACUGUAAUCUUUUAGUAUGGAAACCCCUUGCAACUGGAUAAGAGUGUGUUGCCCAAAAUUCCAUUUUCCCAUGCAUCCACAUGACAACUGUGUGUCACAUAACACACAAGAAGUUGAUCCAGACCCAGAAAUGGGGAAACAAAUGUUUCCGACAUCAAGGAUCAAACCUAUGACCUGUCAGACCAAAAGCCACUCCUGUAACCAGUUGGCCAAAGAGGCAGCCCACUGAUAGAGAGGAUUUGGAAAAGCUUUCAGCAUCGUUUUUUUUUUUUUUUUUUUUUCAUACUGAAUGAAUACCCUUAAAUAUUGGAAGACAAAUGACUAACUGGUAUGAUUUAGUAUGAAUGCAUCAUGUAUUUUAUAAACUACUGAUAUAAGAUGAAACUUGAUUCGGAUGGAAAUAGUCACAUUCCACAACUGAAGGUUAUGAAGUUUAUGAAACUGAUCAUUAGGACAGACUUAGAUUUCCUGCUGUAAAUUUUUCUAAACCAAAAUUAAAAUUCUCCCGCUGUUAUUUUUCGUAACUAAAAUGGACGCCAUGUUUAUUGACUCGGUUGUCGUUAGUAGAAGGCAUUGAGUGGCAUGAACUGAGCACCAGGGAGGACUUACACGUCAUGCCAUUGCUACGUGAGGAGUGCCAGUGCCAAUGAAUGGGGCUUUGCUAGCGAUUAACACCCACAACAGUUUAUCAAUCCAACCCAACACUGUCCUUGCCCUUGGGAUGUCCAGUCGCUACACCAAGAUUUUAUAGUGUGUGUGUGUGUGUGUGUGUGUGUGUGUGUGAAGUGUUGCUCAAUCUGUCAUAAUGUGAUAAAUCGACCAAAAAUAAUGAAAUUCAGAUUUUUCUUUUUACUUUGCUUUUUACAAGUUUUGAUAAUACUUGCUUCUUUUAUAUAAUACUUCAUUUGUUACAUAUUAAUAUAUAUAAUAUAAUACAUACAUGCCUAUUAUCCCCAUUGUUAAUGCUGUUUGUCUUAAAUAAUUGAAGCGUGUGACCGAAAGUGAGGCUGGUGUGUGAUGAUCUUGGUGUGUGUGCGUGCGUGCACGUCUGUGUGUAUUUGAUGUUCGUUAUUAAUUGUCAAUUAAAUGCAGCUAAGCAUG